CUGCAAACAGACGUAGUGCAGCCUACACAACAACAUCGUAUGGUCGAUUGUUCACGCAGUUUAGUUAUUCUCCCGGAAUAUGUCUUCGUUCGAAGAUGAAGAAAACCCUAACACACACAGCCGUACACAGGCGAGUUCACUGUUCGGCGUAAUAUCAAAACCCGAAUUCAAGAAUUUGAUUCCAAAUCUAUCAGAACCCAGUAGGCCAAUACCCAUUACUUGUUUCUCUCAGUCUCCAAGAUUUCAGCAACAAUAGGACCACAUGUGUUGCUUCUCAUCAUUAUCUCCCAUAGAUCAAUGACUCUCUGCUUGAGAGCUUCAAAAUCCAUAGCCAAAUGUAGCAGUAGAAGAAACCUAGAUUCAUUCAAGGUACGCCUCAUUUUUUCAUUCUCUUUUCAUCAAACUGCCUGCCGCUCUCACGACGGUGAUAACAACAACAUUCCAAUCACAAAAACAUACCCAGAUAGCCAUUUUGGCUAUUUGAUACUCAAAACGGUGGAAAAGAUGCCCUGGGCUUUUGGCAGCAAGGACUGGGUUUUUUACACGAGUCCUCAGGUAAGGGCAGUGGUUUUUGAACCCAAGUUGUUAAUAAGAGUGCUUGAUUCGAUACGCCGGGAAGCAAGAGUGGCGUUUCGGUUCUUCCUGUGGGCAGAAGCUCAACCGGGUUUUAACCGGUCGGGAUACGCUUUUUGUACUAUGCUUGAGAUUCUUGUUCAGAGUAAUUUGAUGGGUCGGACUUAUUCCUUGAUGAGGAGGAUAAUAAGUUUGGAUUUGGUUGAUGUUGUGGAUGUUUUGAUAGAUGGGUAUGUGAAUAAGGAGGUUUCAAUUAAGUUACUCGAUAUUUUAUUAGGGUUGUAUAUUAGAAACUCGAUGGUCAAGCAUUGUUUGUCGGUUUUCAAUAAGAUGAUAAGGAAUGAGUUCUUGCCGGAUGUGAAAGUUUGUAAUAGAAUCCUUAGGAUGCUUAGGGACAGGGAUUUAGGUGAUAAAGCAAGGGAAGUGUACAGAACGAUGGGCGAAUUUGGGAUUAAGCCGAGCAUUGUCACAUAUAAUACAUUAUUGUAUUCAUUUUGUAAGGAAGGUAAAGUGCAACAAGCGCUGGACCUUUUAAAUGAAAUGCAAAGAAGUGGUUGUGCUCCUAAUGAUGUUACAUAUAACGUGUUGAUCAGUGGGUUGUCAAAGAAAGGGGAACUUGACCGUGCCAAAAAUUUGAUUGAGGAGAUGCUUAACUGGGGAUUGAAAGUUUCAGCUUACACUUAUAACCCUCUGAUUUGUGGGUAUUGUAGGAAUGGAUUGCUUGUUGAAGCAUUGGCACUCGAGGACGAGAUGGUAAUUCAAGGAGUUCCCCCAACAGUCUACACUUACAAUGUAUUUAUGUAUGGUUUCUGUAAGUGGGGAAGAAUGACUGAAGCUAGACAAAGGUUUUGUGAUAUGAUGAACAAAGACUUGUCACCUGAUAUAGUGUCCUACAACACUUUGAUAUAUGGUUACUGUCAACUGGGGAACAUCAGUGAGGCUCUUCUAUUGCUAUACAAAUUAGAAGGUAGAAACCUCUACCCCAAUGUCAUUACCUAUAAUACUGUUAUAGAUGGCCUUUGUAGAUGGGGGGAAUUGAAGGAUGCGAAGAAGCUAAUAGAAGAAAUGACGAGUCAUGGGAUUCUUCCUGAUGUUUUUACUUAUACGAUUCUAGUAAAUGGUUCUUUCAGGGCUGGUAAUUUACAGAUGGCUAAGGAAUUCUUUGACGAAAUGUUGAAUGAAGGUUUGAAGCCUGACCACUUCGCUUAUACAACCUGCAUAGCAGCGGAACUUAAGCUUGGGAAUAAACCGGAAGCAUUCAGUCUUCAAGAAGAAAUGUUAGCGAAGGGUUUUCCCCCUAACUUGAUUACUUAUAACAUUAUCCUGGAUGGGUUGUGUAAAUUGGGCAAUUUGCAAGAAGCAUUUCAAUUGUUGCAAAACAUGGUUCGCGAUGGUCUCGUUCCUGAUCACAUAACAUAUACCAGCAUCAUUCACAGUCACUUGGAAGUUGGGCAUCUCAGGAAAGCAAGGGAGUUAUUCAACGAGAUGCUGAGUAAAGGCUUAUCACCUUCGGUAGUGACGUACACUAUGUUAAUUCAUGCUCAUAUUGGAAGUGGGAGGCUAGAACUGGCUUUCAUGUAUUUCUGUGAAAUGCAAGAGAAGGGUGUUAUGCCCAAUGUGAUCACCUACAAUGUGCUGAUAAAUGGUCUUUGCAAAUUGAGAAGAAUGGAUCAGGCCUACAGAUAUGUGGAUGCGAUGGAAACUCAGGGAAUACCCCCUAAUAAGUACACCUACACUAUAUUAAUAAAUGAGAACUGUGAUUUGGGUAAUUGGCAUGAGGCUUUGAGAUUGUACAAGGAGAUGCUAGAUAAUGGGAUUCAGCCUGAUUCUUGUACGCAUAGUGCAUUGUUUAAGAACCUAGGCAAGGACUAUAUGUCGCAUGCAGCUCAGUACCUUGAGUAUAUAAUACUGGAGAACGAAGAAAAUGCCAAAGUGAAGACUUAAUAAGACACAGGAGAGCGUUUUGGAUACCAUAUAUAUUGGUAAGAUCCUGGCAUAUUCUCAUGCUAGCACUCAUUGCUCUGGAAACUCCAGGGAAGAUUCCCGUGGGUGACUUUUCUGGCUUGUGCUGCGAAUGGGGGAUUUUUCGGCAACUCCAGAGGUCAAUGAAUCAAUCCUUGCCUUAGUUUUGCAUCUCAGACACAUCUAAGUAAAAGGGGAAUGCAGCCUCGGAUUGGACCUUUGAUUAUUAAUCCCAGAGGCCAUAUGUUGCAAAAAUCAAGACAGGCAUCUGAGUUCCUUCUACAACUUGGAUUACCCUCUUCGGCAGACAGUAGAUGGUAAAAUCCUUGUUGGAUCUCACAGAAGCUGCUAAUUCAUCACUAUACCAAGGGUUGUAGUUGUACAAGGGACUUUUGUAGGCAAAAACAGAGGAGCAAAUUUGGAUAUCAUUCCCAUUCUUUUCUCCUCCUUUGGCAAAUUCUUCCACAAUCUGAUAUCGAUCGUACAUGGUUGCAGAGGUAGUGGUGUUGCCCGAGUUCCAAAUACAUGCAAGUGAUGUGCUGUACACCCUUCAGAUGCAGGCAAUGAAUAGUGAUGGCAAUAUCCAUCUUGAUUGAUUCACGCUGUUGUGGAACUGACAUUCAUGAUGGAAAUGCAAACUUCAUGGUUUUGGGAAAUUCAUGAAGUAUCUCCAAAAGUAACGUCGUGUACAAAAGUGAUGCGUGAAGUCAAGGAUAAACUAGAGAUGGAAAGUAUAUAACAAAUAUUUUUAUUCUUGGCUUGGUGUGAUACGGUUUAUUCAGAUUAAAGGGGUGAUGAGCCUAUGCAGGGUUUUAUAUUGAGUUACUAUAUAGCGGGAGGGCUUUCUGAAAUUGAAGGGAUGGCGAUUGCUCUCGUUUGUCCGAGUCUUGUUCACCUCCAUAGAAAGGGGCAGCUUUUGAUAGAGGUUCCUCAAGAGGCGAUAUUGGAUGUGUUUUUGUUCAUAUUUUAGGCCUGUAACGUGCAAGUCACAGUCCAGCAUGCGUAGUAAUUCACCGAUAACUCCAUGGCUGUACGUAAGUUGUAAUAUUAUGUUGAUCACUUAUCGUUUUAUUUUUGGGUACUAUGUGACGAUACCAACACUAAACUAUUUGUGUCGUGGAGUCUAUUGACUGAUUUGAAUAAAUAUCAUAUACGUUAUACAAUGUGCUCAAAUAUUGACAUCAGCA
Molecule: messenger RNA, 3722 nt
Organism: Rhododendron vialii
Lineage: Eukaryota; Viridiplantae; Streptophyta; Magnoliopsida; Ericales; Ericaceae
Product: pentatricopeptide repeat-containing protein At1g22960, mitochondrial-like
Exons: 6
Coding region: 298-2517 (739 amino acids)
Molecular function (GO): protein binding
Source: RefSeq, a predicted model, not a curated record